This is a messenger RNA of Patiria miniata (bat star), 1592 nucleotides long. Its product is annotated as putative nuclease HARBI1. The transcript has 3 exons. The coding region runs from base 503 to 1402 and encodes 299 amino acids. The record is from RefSeq and is a predicted model, not a curated record. NCBI's taxonomy places the organism in Eukaryota, Metazoa, Echinodermata, Asteroidea, Valvatida, Asterinidae.
UUUACCAUAUAAGACUAAGAAUAUUGUAUAUACAAUAGUGCAAUUUUAAUUCCGAAAAUAGAAAUGAGUUCUUCACCAAAUAAUGUUAUAAAAUAAUGAAGUAAGAAUAUAUACCAUGUUCUAAUAACAAAUUUCUGGGGGAAAAGGGUAGGCCUAUCCCGUUUUUGCAGCUCACAAUCAUUUUCUAAAAGGUAAACCCGUGUUCUGCACGGAAAAUUUUUCGAAAUGUUACCCCGAUUUAAUUUUAAAAACUUGACAUUUGAAAUAUAAAUAUUCCCCAUAGUACUUAUGAUAAGUCCCAAUUUCUGAAUCAUUGAGCGGUCAUACCGAUUCGGAAAUAUUUUGAAUUUGUAGGAUUGUCUGGGUGCAUUUUAGUGAAAUUUCAAACGUACGUCGAACUAGAGCAACAAGUAUAGAAUAGUAUUCUUCGCGAACAUUCUACAAAAUAAUUUGUAUUUUCAAAAACGCUUUUCAUAUAGUUAACAAUUAAAUAAAAAAAUCUAUGAAAGGGCAAGCAAUAAUGGCAUUGUUUCGUUUCAAUAUUUUAAUCCUUAUAAAGAGGAGCAAUGCAAUAUCGCCACUGAUGCAACUGCUCACUACCCUGCGGUUCUUCGGUACCGGUGCCUUCUACACCGUUGAAGGUGAUCUCCAUGAUGUCAGCGUCCCGUCCGUCUGUCGCAUCGUUCACCGGGUUGCCAACUCCCUCGCAAGAUUGACCGAUCGCCACAUACGAUUUCCUGUCGACAUACAAGAUGUGAUGAAGACCAAGCAAGGGUUUUUCGACAAGGCAGGCUUUCCCGGGGUAGUUGGUGCGAUAGACUGCACCCACGUACGACUGUACGGAGCACCACUCGGUGAUGACGAGCCUCUGCAUGUAAACAGAAAAGGUUAUCACAGCAUUAAUGUUCAAGCUGUGUGCAAUGCGUCAUUUAAGAUGACGAAUGUCGCCGCACGAUGGCCAGGCAGCACCCACGACAGUGCGGUUUUGCACGGGAGCCUUCUCGGAGAAAUGUUCGAGAAUGGAAGACUCCAAGGAACGCUGAUAGGCGAUACCGGCUACGCCCUACGACCGUGGCUGAUGACACCUGUCGCUGAACCGACAACAAACGCCGAGAGACGCUACAACAGGAGCCACAGAAGAACAAGAGUGACAAUUGAACAGGUUUUCGGUCAACUGAAAUGCAAAUUUCCCUGUUUGUCACUCGGGCUCCGUGUCGCCCCCCGUAGAGCCUGUCAGAUCAUCAAGGCCUGUUGUGUGCUGCAUAACAUUGCCAAAGAAUUGAGGGAGCCGGAGAUAGAGGGAGAGCUGAGAGAGGAUGAGGGAAACGAUGACAUACCCUAUGAUGGGCACAUCCAAGAUGGUACGAUACAGAGGAACAGAAUAAUUAAUGCAUACUUUUGAAUACUUUUUAUCAAUCCCACUUGUUGUUUUACAAUUUAUCAAUCCCUCUAUGUUGCAUAAAUAUUUACAGGUUGUUGUUUCCAGUACCAAUGAACCCUUAUGUUUUUCCAAUCCAUUCUAAUACAGAGUUCCAGUAGAGUAAAUCCAUUUUAUUGAUGUCACCAAGUAGCAAUCAAUUGAAACUGAAAAC